UGUAUCCUCACUGUCAAAAUGCACCAUAUAUGCUAAUCAAUCACUAUUAAUUACCAAAAGAAAAUAAAAAUUUGUAGCAAUUGUGUUGCUAAUACAUUUCUUAAGCAUACUCCAACUUGGAAAACUUAUCCACAAGGUGUUUUUUUGUGACAAUGAGGUCGGAUCUACUGACGAUGAUAAGGGUAAUAAUAUUAUUAGGAUUGAUGAAGUGCUCGGCCAGUAGACUUGACAAGGUGGGCGGCAAGUAUGGCUGGGACCAGAAUGUUAACUAUACCGAUUGGGCUGCUCAUCAACAUUUUUACGUUCGCGAUUGGCUUUAUUUUGUGUUUGACAAGCACUAUUACAGCGUGCUGGAGGUGAACCAGACGAACUAUGAGCAGUGUAUUGAUCGUGAUUUUAUAACAAACAUUACAAGGGGUGGGCGAGAUGUUUUUCUGCUUACUCAGGCAAGGCCUUAUUACUUUAUCAGCAGUGGAGGUUACUGUUUCCAUGGAAUGAAAUUAGCUAUAAAUGUUGAAGAACCUUUGCCAGCUUCUCCUGCUCCUUCUUCAUCAGACAAAAUUAAUGCUUCUCCACCCCAAAUUGGCAAACAUUUUAUUACACCCGUUCUUGCGAUUAGCACUCUUGUGUGGACGUUCUUGUUUGCUCAAGCUAGGUUGUCAUGACUCCACUGCGUUCUUUCAAGACUGAGGAGAUAUAGGAUUUAACACAGAGAGAUCACACAUAUACAUAUUUAGGUUUUAUCUUGAUUUCGAGUUUGUGAAAUUGUUACUAUUUCCAAGUUAAGCAGGCAAUCAACUGCUUUGGAGAUACUAUCUAGUUUUACCUGGAUGUGUUAGCCUU
Molecule: messenger RNA, 843 nt
Organism: Solanum dulcamara
Lineage: Eukaryota; Viridiplantae; Streptophyta; Magnoliopsida; Solanales; Solanaceae
Product: lamin-like protein
Exons: 2
Coding region: 153-665 (170 amino acids)
Cellular component (GO): plasma membrane
Molecular function (GO): electron transfer activity
Source: RefSeq, a predicted model, not a curated record